UUUGGGCUCGAGCGACGGACUGGGCUGUUGGCUUACCUUGGCCUGUUGGCCGCACGAACUGCCGCCACAGCUUCUGCCCCAUGUCCGCCGCCGGCUGCCGCGGCGACGCCCUCGGCCUCCGCCAAAAGGGCGCCCCGACGACUGACGAUGCAGCGACCAAGGCCACUUUCAAGGAGGGCCUGGCCGCGGGCUCCGUGGAGUGGGGCGCGAUGAGCACGGUGGACACCCUGAUGUCCCUGCCGAAGUGGGCGGUGAACACGGUGGACAGCCUGGCCUCUCUGGAGGACGGCGCAGCAGACACCAUGACGGUGCUGCCGAAGUGGGAGGCGAACACGGUGGACAACCUGGAUCCUCUGGAGGAAGACGCCGUGACGAUGCUGCCGAAGCUGGAGAGCAACGCCGACUGGUUCGCGCCGUUCGGCGCCGAGGCCUCCGAGGUCCAGAGCGAGGAGACGUCGGACGACUGGCAGCGGUGGCUCAAGCGCCGCGAGGCGCGACGCUCCCGGCUGGCGCCCGGGCGCGCGGCCCGCGCCGCGCAGUUUGGCAGCCAGGGCCACGUCAGCUUCUGCUCGAGGCUCUGCAGCAGCGACUGCCGCCACGGCCAGUAGAGGAGAGCGCGCCGCUCCCGGCUGGCGCCCAGGCGCGCGGCCCGCGGCGCGCAGCUCGGCGGCCAGGGCCGCGCGCGUAGCUCUGCAACAGUAAGAGAAGACACGACCGUCUAGAAAGUACGGUUCCGGAGCAUGGUGUCUCAGUUGGAUGUUCUCUUACUGUUCCUUGAGAGCGCAGAUCGCAUGAGCAACAGGCCCCAUUACCGCUGCCCCUGCCUCGUUCCCAUCUGUUUGGGGCGUCCUGGGAGGCCCUCGCCGCCGCGGCUGGAUGCCGGCGCCACGCUCGCGCAAUGCCGCCCGCACAGCGCUCGCGUGGUGUGCCGACGCCGUUUGUGCUCUGCUCAGGUCGAUCCCGAGGGUUGUUUGCGUACUCCUUCUGCUUCUCUGGUGGUAAAAGGUGGGCCUGCCGUGUUUUCCGGUUUGCACCCACAAGCCCAGUUUUCCGAUCGCAGGGUUGUACAAACUAAACACCUCAACCUCCCUAUCCUGUGCCGGGUGACCCGCUAGAGGCUAGAGCUCUCUGUCAGUCGGCAGUUUCACAUAGUGAGAAUAAUGUCAUGAAGCGAUUUGCUUAGGACACGUUCCAGGAAUUCCAGCGUAUCCAGCGGCCUUCGUCUGAAGUCCGCGCGGAAAAAUAAAACGCAUGGAAAUCGUGGAACGUACCAUUUCCAUGACUUCUUGCUUCCGUGCGUUCAAUUAGAAUGUUGGUUGAAUCGCAUUGCGCACCUCUUGGCCGGCUGUCAGCCUGUGUGCUUUAGGAUUAUUGAGGCAUUUUGAACGCGCUCGCUCUUCUGGCACAGCGAGUCCGACACGGGUCUCUUGAUCAGGCCGCGUCUAGGGUAACCGAUCUGAACAUCCAUUUUAAAGGAGGUAGGCAGCGCAUCGCUCAUGCGUGUUGUACGUAACGACGUGUUAGCUUUACAGCUAUAACUGCAUAUAAGCUGGAUCAUUUCAUCGCACUUCGCCGUGCCAAGCAACACGCUGA
Messenger RNA from Prorocentrum cordatum, 1593 nucleotides. NCBI's taxonomy places the organism in Eukaryota, Dinophyceae, Prorocentrales, Prorocentraceae. The record is from the annotation of a GenBank genome assembly.